UGUGCUCAUCUGACAGUCGUUGGGAUUCGCGUUGGCAGUCUUGAUUUGGCAUUGCGUGUGGAAACCUCGAAAGUGUUCAAGUGUUCGGAUAAACAUUUAAUAAAACAUAAAGAAAAAAACUUGAGAGAGAGUAAAAUCAAACAAAAAUACUCAUUCAAAGAGAAAAAAAUAUAUACAAACCGAGAGAGAAUUAUACAUGUGAAGAAGAAAGAAAAAAUAAAAUGAGAACAACAAAAAUUCAACCAUCAUUAAAUAGUGUAUUAAAUACCAAAUGUCUCCAUAGAAAUAAAUGAAAUAAUCAAAUGAAGGAAAAUAUUUAAAAAUUCUGUGAAAGAAACAAAAUAACAAAUGAUAAAAUAACAAAGUGCUAGUGGAAAAGUCGGAGGAAAACCCAAGAAUUUCGUGUAAUAUGAAAAACACAGGAGCAACUCCCACCAAUACAUAAAAAAAUAUUAUGGACAUAAGGAGUCCACAAUCGAAAAAGAAUAAACUUUAAAAAAGUUUCCACAAAAUAAAAAACAAGAAAGUUCAACAACUCGCUCUGAAUAACUUGAUAUCUUUUAGAUUAUCGCAGCAAAGCAAAAAUAAAACUUUUUAAACAAACUCAAAUUCAAACAAAAGUCCAAGUGAAAAAAAAAAGAUUUCGCGCAAAAUAAUCGAAUCAGUGAACCAAGUGUAUAAACAACAACAACAUUCGCCACAACCAGAAAAUAAGUGAAAAAUUAAAUUUUUAAAUUUAGAUAUUAUAGACCAAAAGAAAUUUGCGUAUUUUCCAAUUUGACCAACAACUUACAACAAACUGGGACGAGGGCAUGUUUAGUGGGAUUGAAUGUGCGUGUAAGUGUCGUCUAUGGCCGAGUCCGUUAGUACUCAAUCGCUCUCUGCAGUGACGGAGGGGCACGACGACAGCAUAGCACAUGCAUCAUCAAGUAGAAAAACAACAACAACAACAGCAACAACACCACUAACACCAACGACGACUCCCAUCAUCAAUAAGGUCAAAUCGAAGCGUAGUCGUCAACAGGAAAAGAAGUCACACAAACAACAGUCCUUCGGCGUCGGCAACCUUAACAAUUCAAGUGCUGUUGCAACAGCAGCCUCCUCAUCGCCCUCCCGCUGCUCCUUCGAUAAUAAUAAUAGUAGUAUAGCUGUCGAUAAACGUUCUCGCAGCAAAUCACGCAGCAAGUCACGCUCCUCGGCAACACAUCAAGACUCACACAACCAUAGUAGCGGCAUUGGUAGUGGUAGCACUUCUGCCAGAGGCCAUAUCAAGCCCCAAGAAGAACAAUCACCAUUGUUGAAAACAAAGAACAGCAACAACAACAAUUUUAGCAACAAAACUAACGCCAACAAACGUGCCUCAUCACGUAACUCAACAUUAAACGCUUCAACAUCGUCGGCAGUCUACUCGCCAACUUCGCCCAUAACACCGCCACCCACAAAUCGUGUAGAACGUAAACGCCAUCACCACGUUGAAAAGGCCACAACUUCAGCCACAACAACUUCAACCGGUAGUAGUGAACAUCCUACAGAUUUAUCAUCGCCUUUAAAGAAACGUCGCUACAAUAAUUACAACAACAGCUCACAGGACAUUGAAUCGACGCCACUUUCGACAACAAGUGGAAACAGCAGUGCCGCCAGUGGCAGUAAAUUUUCUACACCCAAAAAGAGCAAGAAGGAACAACGGCGAGGUGAUUGUGUAGCACAAAGAACUCGUUCGAAAACUGUCUCACCCGAAGAGCCAUCGACCAGCAGUGGUGGUGGUGGUGGGAUUAGUAUUAACCACAGCAACAGCAGCAACAAUCAUCGGCGCUACACAAAGGCAAUAGCGUCGUGUAUAGAUCCAGCCAGUUCGUCGGCAGUAACACAACGCAGUUCAACAAAGGCAAAGCCGAAUAGCAGCAACGGCAACAGCGCCAGCACCAGCACCAGCAAGAGCAAUUUAUUGAAUUAUUAUCGUAAAACUCGCAAAGUCAGUCAUAGUCGUUCGACAACCACAACAAAGAAGAGAAGCAAUAGCGCACAGCGACCAAGUGCAGCCGGUGCGGGAGCAUUUUCUUCGGCAACUACUACUGGUUAUUUGAAUAGCAUUGCAUUUGCUGAAGAUAACGACGACGAAGACGAGAACGAGAACGAGGAGGAGAGCACCGACAACAGUGACAGCGGUGAAACUGAGCGCCAACGACGACGUGAGCUAAGCAAAAAGCAAACAAAAACAAAAGUCGCAGAAAAAUACAAAUUCAAGUCGUCCCUUGGAGCGUCAAGACACAGGCAGCGGAAUUAUCGAAAUCAAAAUAAAAGUUCCACCGCCAGCGGCAGUACAUCAUCAUCGUCAUUGUCGUCUUUGUCGAGGCGUGAUAAUAAGAAAAAACAACAAAAACAGCAUUUAAGUGAAUGUAGCGGCGGUGAUAAGAGGCAACAACAACAACAGCAGCACAUCAAUAAUAACAAUAACAAGAACUUCUUAUCAGUUGUGGGAAACAAAGCUAAAUUAAACACAAAAUCACCAUCUACGUCGUCUGGAAUAACAGCCGCCGCAGGAGGUUCAAUACUACCACCGCCGCCGCCAUCAGCGUCAUCAACGUCAGUUGCCACCACAAGCCGUUCGGCAACAUCACCCACAUCAUUGCAUUUGGAUAAAAUCUCCAAAUAUCGUAAAAAUCUCAGAAAUUAUCAAACAUUUUUGAAUAACUUGAGUAGCGAAUUGAACGAUUCUCAAGAAGAUUUAACCGAAUCUGUAGGAGACAACAACGCCUCCGCCUCCAAUAAUACAGGUGAACGUUCAAACAAUUCCAAUUCGGUGUAUUUCGAUAAAGAAUUGUUGGCGGUUUUAACAGCUGAUAUUGACUCCAUUGGGGAUAACGAUACUGAGGGAGUUAUCGAAGAAGAAGGAGAAGAGGAGGAGGAGGACGACGACGAAUUAGGGGAGACGGGUAACAAUAUCAUUGGCAUCGACGGCGACGAGCCUUCUGCCAACAACGAAGGCGAGGACGACGACGUUGUUGAAGAGGAGGAGGAGGAGGACGACGAAGAAGAAGACGUCGACGACGAGGAAAUUGAACUUUUCGGCGACGAAGAGGAAGACGACGAAGACAUUGAAGACGAAGAGGAUAUUGACGACGACGAAGACGACGACGAAGAAAUCGAAGAGGAGGAAGAAGAUAUUGCCGACGAAAUAGAAGAUUCUGUCGCUGCCUUUGGAGGUAAAAGGCCACAACAAAAACAACAACAGCAUCAGCAGGAAAAAUCUCAACCACUACCACUGAAUCAACGUGAAGAAGAAGAGGACGACGACGACGACGAAGUCGAGGAAGAGGAACAACGCAACAACCACCACAAAAAUAAACUAGAACAACCAACCAAACAAAGACGCAAACGUUUAUUGAAACGACGACGUCGUAACACUUUAAAGCAAGCCAAUCAAGAAAAUUUCAAACUACAACUUCAACAACAACAGCAGCAGCAGCAGCAGCAGCAGCACCAGCAACAACAACAGAGACACAAACAAAGACAUCGUUUUAAGCGUAGUGGUGGUCUCAAAGUUCGGAGCAACUGUCGCACCAGCUCCAGCCAAUACAUCACAAGCAACAAUAACAAUAACACCACCACUUCUCAGGUGGUCGUAGGAGUAGAAACCCGUGAAGAAAUUACUACUUCUACGUCGUCACAACAAACAGCUACAACGACGGGCUACAAUAGAGCCCCGAAUCUGGGGGCACGACAAACACGCAGCAGUGGUGGCAGUGCAAGCACUAAUACCAAUACAGCUAGCAAUAAUACAGAUUACAAUAUAGGUGUACACAUCGGUGGCGGAGGAGGCGGAGUCGGAGUUGGAGCAGGAACAGGAAGCGGUGGCAUUGGCAACGGUUGGAACCACAACGGAUCAACAAUUAUUGGCGGAGGACCAGCACAUACAGCAGCGGGUACUUCAACAGGAGUGACACCCCAGCUCAUUGCUGGAGGAUCCGGAUUCAACCAUAAUUUAUUAAAUCGUGGUGGCGGUGUUGUUAUAGGACCACCCCCACCACCGCAAUUAACUACAGCCCCCGGGGUACUAACGAACGGCAUUGGCACCGGCAAUCCACAGCCGUCGCAACAUCAUCCCACUUUAAUUACUGCCGCAACUUCAAACCAUUUCCCACAACAACAACAGCAGCAGCAGCCGUCGUCACAUCAUACAGCUCAUUUGCUACAGCAACAACAACAUCAACACCAAGGACAAGGAUCUCAUACGCAUUAUUUAAGUCAACAAACCACAGGACCAACCUUCUACACAAAUCAUCAUCAGACAGCGGCUCAUUUGCAAGCUCCACAACCGCCACCACAGCAAGUUCACUUCUUCCAGACGUAUCAGACAGCUGGAACGUCGGCUUCAUCGGCUGCCAUAUUAAAUUUAAAUUUGAACUCAUAUCAAGCAGCAGCAGCCGCGGCUGCGGCAGCCAAUAACUCAGGUGCUGCCGUGGUAAAUGGUGCACCUCUAAUCUAUCAGGUACAACCACCACCAGGAGCUGGGCAAUCACAGGCUACGCUACUGGCACAAACCCAAAGUGGCGGAACAACACGUUACCAUCACCACCAGCAGCAACAACACCAUCAUCAUCAGGUUCAGACAGGAACAACAGCGCCAGCAGCACCACCGGUGAAUCUACAUCUUACACAUCAUCAAACACAGAGUGGUGGUCACUUGCAGCAGCAGCAACCACAACAACAACACAACCCACCGCCACCACCCACGGCAAUAGAAUUGACUUUGAGUGCUACGCUACCGGUCCCCGUUUCUCACGACACCACACCAAAUCCCGGUGGCCUUGUCUAUCACGCCACCAAUUACGGACCCAGCAGUGCUCUUCAUCAUCAUCAGCAGCAACAACAACAACAAAAUUCACACACCUUAAGACGCAGUUCACGAAGCAAAACGGGUUCUUGUGUCAGUUCGGUGCAGGGCCAGCAACAUCACGGCAGUGCGAGCAGCAGCUGCCUCGGUGGCAAUAGCAGCGGCGUCGUUGGCUCAACAAAUCACCGCCCAGCUGCCACAAAUAACGCAGCCAGCCUACCCGUUGUUGUGGGCCAUCAGUUGUUGACAACAGCAGCAGUAGCAGCGGCGCAAAACCAGCAGCAGUCUGUAAACGCCGGCCACCAUCUUCACCCGCAUCAUCAGCAGCAGCAGCAACAUUUAGGACCGCACCUCACACAUCCACCUGCACCACCACCUGUUUCCCAUCAUCCAACACCACCGUCUCUACACCACCAUCACCACAACCAGGCGCCGCCGCCACCGCCACCUCAACAUCAUCACCACCAUCAUCAUCAAAAUCUAGCAACAUCCGGCGGUGCUGUUGUCGUUGCCAUAGCCCAACAACAGCAACAGCCACCCCAGAGUCACCUGUUGCACACAGCGGUUGCAACACAUCCACACGCACUGUUGCAACAACGUACGACGGUUGUUCAGCCGGGCUUUUUGUACAGCUAUCGUCCCACAAAUAGUUCUUCGACAACAAAUAACAGUGGUUUGGGUACAACAUCAUCGUCGUCAAGUGCUGCCACCAACGUCGUCGUGCCCCCAUCUACAAAUAAUCCCCCCACCUCAUUCCACUUGGCCACUCAUCAAAAUUCGAAUAAAACAAACAAUUCUGCUUCUGCGGAUGCCUUAAGCUAUACUUUAAUGGCACAACAACAACAACAACAAUCAUCUAAUAGUGGAACAGCCUUACAACAACUGCCACCUACAGCAAACUCAGCAGCGUCCAAUACAGGUGGACAAACAGCCUCGUUAAGCGUCACCAACGCCUUGGGCGGCACAACGUCUUCAGCUACCAACAACUCCGCUACAGCAACCGGUGCCAACGCCAGCAACACCAACGCAACGGCUGCCAAUAGCGGAGGUGGUGUUAACAAUACAACAGCAACGGGGGCAGGAGGAGGCACCACAACGUCGUCAUCAAAUAAUGCCGCCGCCAACAGUGCCAAUUCUCAUGGCGAUUCAGAGAGCGAUGACAGCGAGGUGGGGCGACUGCAGGCAUUACUGGAAGCUCGCGGUCUGCCACCACAUCUCUUCGGUGCAUUGGGCCCCCGCAUGACACACAUUCUGCAUCGCACCAUUGGCAAUAGCAGUACAUCGAAGGCGCAACAACUGCUCCAAGGUCUGCAGUCACAUGACGAAAGUCAACAGCUACAGGCCGCCAUCGAAAUGUGUCAAAUGCUGGUAAUGGGCAAUGAGGAUACCUUGGCCGGUUUCCCCAUAAAACAAGUUGUCCCCGCAUUGAUAACCCUCUUGCGCAUGGAGCAUAAUUUCGAUAUUAUGAACAAUGCCUGUCGUGCUCUGGCCUAUAUGUUGGAAGCCUUGCCACGUUCAUCGGGAACGGUGGUGGAUGCUGUACCAGUAUUUCUGGAAAAGUUACAGGUCAUCCAGUGCAUGGAUGUGGCCGAGCAGAGUUUGACGGCAUUGGAAAUUCUGUCAAGACGUCACAACAAGGCCAUACUACAAGCCAAUGGUGUCUCAGCUUGCCUCACCUAUUUGGAUUUCUUUUCGAUUAACGCCCAGAGGGCCGCUUUGGCCAUCACCGCCAACUGUUGUCUGAAUCUGCACAAUGAAGAGUUUCAUUUCGUCUCGGAAAGUUUGCCACUUCUGGCCAGACUGUUGGCCCAGCAAGACAAGAAAUGUGUGGAAAGUGUAUGUUCGGCCUUCUGCCGCCUCGUCGAGAGUUUCCAACACGAUCCCAAACGUUUGCAGGAAAUUGCCAGCAAAGAGCUACUCAAGAAUUGCCAACAAUUAUUGGUGGUUACACCGGCGUUACUUAAUUCUGGCACAUUCACCGCCGUCGUGCGUAUGCUGAGCUUAAUGUGUGCCAACUGUCCUGACUUGGCCAUUUCUUUGCUGAAGAGUGAUAUUGCAUCUACACUACUGUAUCUAUUGACGGGGAAUGCAGAUCCUUUGCCCAAAUCAGCCUCCACUCACGUGGAUUUAAUCUCACGUUCGCCAUCGGAGCUGUAUGAGAUCACAUGUUUGAUUGGCGAAUUGAUGCCACGACUGCCCACAGACGGUAUAUUUGUGGUCGAUGCAUUGUUGGAUCGUCCCACCAUCAAUACUCACGAUCAAGUUCAAUGGCAGUGGCGAGAUGAUCGCGGCACCUGGCACAAUUAUUCGGCCAUAGAUUCACGCAUGAUCGAGGCAGCACACUUAAAUUCCGAGGAUGAGUUCAGUUUGAGCACCUUGGGACGCACAUACACCGUGGAUUUCCAUUCAAUGCAGCAGAUCAAUGAAGACACUGGCACAACCAGACCCGUACAGAGGAAAAUCAAUCCAAAUUAUAGGCCACCACCGAGUACCAGUAGUACAACCUCGUCGUCUGCUGGUCAAGAUUUGUCAGCCUCGGCGGUGGCUUCUGCCAUAACGGCUCUAAGCAACACUGUAACGGCCACAGCCACGGGAGGUACAACGCCGAUAACCACGUCUUCGUCGUCAUCAUCGUCAUCGCAAAAGCGACGAGCUUCUGUUGAUGCUCGCAUAGCUUGCCUUAAGGAGGAACGUGGUUUGGCUGCAGAGUUCAUAAAGAACUUGUUUAAUGUCCUCUACGAAGUCUAUAGCUCAUCGGCCGGUCCCAAUGUCCGCUACAAAUGCUUGCGAGCUCUCCUACGCAUGGUCUACUAUGCCUCAUCGGAGCUGUUAAGCGAAGUUCUAAAAUACCAACUGGUAUCCAGUCACAUAGCUGGCAUGCUUGGCAGCAAUGAUUUGCGCAUUGUGGUGGGUGCUCUACAAAUGGCCGAGAUACUUAUGCAAAAGCUACCCGACAUCUUUGGCACACAUUUCCGUCGCGAAGGUGUCAUCUAUCAAAUUACCCAACUAACAGAUCCAAACCAUCCAAUAUGUUCUAAUCCGUCGCCCAAACCCUUGGCCACAAAUAUGUCCGCCAGCGGUUCACAGAGUGCGCCGGCCUCGGCAUCCAGUCUGCAAGUGAAUCCCUUCUUUAUGGAUAAUGUGCCACCGUCACAGGGAAGUGCAUCCGCCUCGGGCACUCCAAAUACAUCGAAACCACAUCACCAGCAACAUCCGUACACCAUGAAGACCUUUUCGCAUGCCAUGAAUGCUCUGACAGCAGCAGCGGCUCAGCAAAGCACUUCGUCGUCCGGAGGUUCGUCCGGUUCUCCAGGGCAGAAAAUGCCCUCAUCCAUGGCUAUGAAUAUUAACACAAGUGGUGGCACCCCGGCCCAUCAGAAUCCCGGAGAAGUUCAAUAUCAUUACAGCUCUUCGGCACCGGCACCACACACCCAUUUGGUGGCGCAUCAUCCACAGCCGCACCCGAAUUAUUUCGUUUACACUACGGCGCAACAGCAGGCAGCACAGCCACCUUUGCCACCACCGGGAACCGAGUAUGUGGGCUACCAUCAGUUACCUCCACCACCACCACCCACGACGACGGUGCAUUAUGGCCAGCCACCACCACCACCGCCAUCCUCAAUGGGCAAUGCAAACCAACAACAGCAUACGCAAUACCACAACAUGGCCACAACUCCACAUGGAGGAGUGGCAGCUACAACAUCGACUCCACCCUCCUCAUCGUCAUCUUCGUCAUCCGUUUUGCCACACAAAAUGAGUGAUAUGUUGAAACGCAAAGUCCCACCGAAAAGAAAAUCACAAUCGACCAGCCGGUCGAAAUCUCGUCAAGAAGAUCAGUCCUCUUCUCAUGUCGCUACCGCAACUAGCACAUCGUCUACCGUGCACGAGUUGCUAACAAGGGCCACCAGUUUGGGUGGAACCUCGGUUGGUAGUUCGUCGUCCAAUGCUGGUCGCAGCACGCCCAGCACAUCGAGUAAAGUUCGCUUUAGUGGUGGCAGCAGCCAUCAUGGCUCGUCCAACUCCAGCUCACAGUCAUCCUCGAAGACAUCGUCGUUUUUGGCCUCGCUCAACCCAGCUCGUUGGGGACGCCAGGGAUCUCACCACGCCAGUAGCAGUUCAUCAUCAGCCGCCAACUCAGGUUUUACCAAAGAUUCAUCAGCCAGCAGCAGUAGUACAAGUUCUCAUCAUAGCCAUAGCAAUAAUGCCGCCGGUUCAAGUGCUGGUCACUCCAUGCCUGGUGGUGGUUGUUCGUCAUCGCUGGCAGCCCAAAACAUUAGCAAGAGUAUAUCACAGGCCAAUCUGAUAGCAGCUGGUAACCGAGAAAAAGCCCGCCAAUGGAUACGUGAGCAGGCCAUAUCGUUUAUCAAGCGUUAUGCGUCGCAAGAGUCGAAGGCGUCCAGUAACGGCACGGAAGGUUCAGGUACCACAAAUGUCCUGCAGCGUCUGACGUCGGUAAUUGCCAAAUUGAGUGGCAGCUUCCCGGAUAUUUUGGAAGCCCUCUUCGAGUUGAAGAGCAUUCUGCUGGAAAGUGAUAUUUCACCUUUCGAAGUGAACCAUUCGGGCUUGAUAAAGGCAAUGUUGAACUUCAUGACCUCCGAGGAGGGCCUGGUCGAUCGUGAUGCUCGUCUACGGGCAUUUAUGCAUGUAUUUGCCGGUUUGCCAUUGGAAACGCUGGUCAAGGUAGGCCACUUACCCAGUAUUGAUGCCACAGCAUUUGCUGCUUUUGUGGCCAAGCUGAACGCCUGUGUCACCCAGCUGGAACAAUUCCCCGUUAAAGUGCACGACUUCCCUGCUGGACCCGGAGGAGGUCGUUCGAAUACAAGUGCUUUGAAGUUUUUCAAUACACACCAACUGAAGUGUAAUCUUCAACGUCAUCCGGACUGCAACAACCUGCGCCAAUGGAAGGGUGGUACUGUAAAAAUUGAUCCCCUCGCCAUGGUGCAGGCCAUUGAACGGUAUCUGGUGGUGCGCGGUUACGGCGGCAUUCGAGGUGACUUGGACGAAGACUCCGAAGAGGAUAUGGAUGACAAUGUGGCGGCUGUGGUUAUGUCACAAAGUGGUUUCAAGCACAAACUGCAAUUCUUGAUCGGAGACCAUCCGCUGCCCUACAAUAUGACCGUGUAUCAGGCUGUAAAACAAUUCUCACCACUGGUCAAUGAUCAAUCUGAAACCGAUACAGAUACGGAAACACCAUUGGGAAACGCCAGUAUAUGGGUACAACAGCACACAAUUUACUACCGACCAGUUGAGGAAGAACCAACCGGGUCAGGUGCAUCCAGCAGUAGUAGCAAUAGCAAAUCCAAUACAACUGGUGCUGGUACGUCCACUUCAGCACACAACGGCGGAGUACUUGCCUCGUCGUCCGGUAGUGGGCAGGGGGCGUCUGGCAGCAAAAAGAGCAGCAAGUCUUCGUCGAAACUGUUGCGCAAGAAAACCGAAUUAUGGCAUGAGGGCAUUGCGCCCAAUGUCGUGUCCGCUCUUAAACCAUUCCUUAGCAAUACACUGCCCGCCGAUGUGGUUACCAGCGUUUCGGAUGCCUCCCUCGAUGCCCUCUGUAUGUUGCGUAUCAUUAAUGCCUUGAACCGUCAUUGGGAACAUUUGUACGGCUGUGUGGUACGCCAAUUGAUAAUACCACAAUCUGAUUUCAUUCAUCCUAAAAUAACGGCCAAGGCUAAUCGCCAGCUCCAGGAUCCACUGGUGAUAAUGACUGGUAAUUUGCCACAGUGGUUGCCACAAAUCGGUAUGGCUUGUCCAUUCUUGUUCCCCUUCGAGACGAGGCAUUUGCUGUUCUAUGCCACAAGUUUCGAUCGGGAUCGCGCAUUGCAACGUCUAUUGGAUACUACACCCGAUUUGAAUUCGGCUGAAUCAUCGGAACGCGUGGCACCACGUUUGGAUCGUCGUAAGCGUGCAAUAUCCCGACAGGAUGUACUGAAACAAGCUGAACAUUUGAUACAGGACUUUGGACAUUCAAAGGCUCUGCUCGAAAUACAAUAUGAGAAUGAGGUCGGCACUGGCUUGGGUCCCACCUUGGAAUUCUAUGCCUUGGUCUCGGCGGAAUUACAGCGCACCGAUUUAGGUCUGUGGAACGGUAGCGACAGUUACAAACAAAACUCUGCCAACAUUGUAGAUGUUGUCAAAUCCACAAGUGCCACAUUACACAUUGAAGAGUCGCAGGACACCAACACCCAGACCAGCGACACAGCAACAAAUCAAACAACACCCAGCCCCACUACAGGCUCCACGCGCAGUUCAAGUCGCAAUAAUCGCGACAGUUUCGGUGUGGCAACACGCAGCAGUUUGGUGGCCACAAAUAAUUCUAUCAACAACCAACAACAGUCACCACAGGCUGGAGAUGAUGCCUUAGAUAUGCUUAUUGAGCAGCAAUCGGAUGUGGUGGAUCAACAGCAGCAGCAGCAGCAACAACAGCAGCAUGAUCUUUCAAUGCCAUUGCUAGAUAAUCCAAUAGCUGUGAACACGAUUAGUACACCAACGAUACAAGUGAGCCCCACGCCACCUCCCGUCACCUAUGUAAAUACAUCUCAUGGCCUGUUCCCCUUGCCCCUGGGAAAAUCUUCGAAGUUACCACAUGUUUCCAAGGUCAAAUCGAAAUUCAAGUUUUUGGGUAAAUUUAUGGCCAAGGCUGUUAUGGAUAGUCGUAUGUUGGAUCUACCAUUCUCAAUACCAUUUUAUCGUUGGAUUUUGAAUGAAGAGCAUUCCAUCGGUUUGGCAGAUUUAUCACGUGUCGCUCCCGAGGUGCAACAAACAUUGGUACGUCUGCAAGACGUGGUACAUCAACGCGAAAUGAUUUUAGCCGAUACUAGUUUGGAUGCUAUGGAAAAGACUGAAAAGAUUGAAACACUAGAUUUGGAUGGUUGUCCCAUAGCCGAUUUGGGGUUAGAUUUCGUUUUGCCCGGUCAUGCAAAUAUCGAGCUGUGUCGUGGCGGCCGAGAUACUCCAGUAACUGUACAUAAUUUACAUCAAUAUAUUAGUUUAGUGACAUAUUGGUUCCUUGUCGAAGGAGUGCAGAAACAAUUUGAAGCCCUCAAAGAAGGCUUUGAUAGCGUAUUCCCAACACAUCGUUUGCGCAUGUUCUAUCCCGAAGAACUGGAGAAUGUCUUCUGCGGCAGCAAUAAUGCCACUUACCAAAAAUGGGAUGUCAAAAUGCUACAAGAAAGCUGUCGCACCGAUCAUGGUUUCAAUCAGGAGUCACAGGCCAUACAAUUCCUCUACGAGAUACUGUCGACCUACACCAGUGAUGAGCAGCGGGCAUUUUUGCAAUUUGUCACCGGUUCACCGCGUCUACCAACCGGUGGCUUUAAGGCUCUGACACCGCCGCUAACUAUAGUACGUAAGACCCUGGAUGGAAAUCAAAAUCCCAACGAUUAUUUGCCCUCGGUAAUGACAUGUGUAAAUUAUCUAAAAUUACCCGACUAUUCGAGUCGUGAAGUGAUGCGACAAAAACUAAAGGUGGCUGCCAAUGAGGGCAGUAUGUCGUUCCAUUUGUCUUAAAAAGCAGUUGGAUGAUGCAGCAUCAAGUACACGCUGGCUUAGAGAAACGCACACACACAUACACACCACUCACUGUCGCCUUGAGCGCGUCGUUUUUUCUUUGUGGUAAAUUAGAAAUGGAGAACAUGAUCGAUUUUGUUUCUUACAUUGGGUGUUGUAAAAGUAGUAGAUGACAAAAAAACAGAAAAACAAAACAACAAGAAAUGGUGAUAAUUUUUUAAUUUAAUUUUUUAAUUACAUAUUGUUUUUAAAAAACGGUGAUGUUGCUGUUAGAGCAAAUUUAUAAUUGCUAUAUACAUAUUAAACAAGAAAACUAAAUAUUAAUAAUAAUACAAAAAUAAAAAAAUUAAAAAAAGUAUAACAAUUUAAAAUCAUACCAUAAAUUAAAUCCUACCAGCCACCAAUCAAUUCCCCCCUUUUCCCAAAAAAAAAAAAUAUUAUGAAAAUGAAAUUUAAAUAUUUAACCUUAUACAUAUUAAAAUAAUAGUUAUACUACACACAUACAACAGCAAAUAUAAGUAAAUAAUAAAUAUAAAUGGAAAAAAUUAAUAAUAAUAAUAUUAAAUUAUACUAAACCGGCACAUGUUGCUGAUUUUUGUCUCCUCCCCCUCAGAAAUAAAGAAAACAGAACUUCAUACCUUUCCCAUAAUAAACGCAAACAUGUAAAAUAAAUUACUUUAGUAAAAAAUUGCGACGUAAAAACUCCAAUUUCUAAAUUCAAAAAAAAAAAAAAUCCCCUAAAAAUAAAUAAAUAAAUAUGCAAUUUAUUGUUUGUUUGGUUUUCUCGCUAAAAUAACAAAUAGUUGAAUUUAUUUUUGUUACGCUUGUUUUCUCCUCAAAUCAAAAAGAAAAAAAUCGAUUUAAUUAUAUUUUGUUUGUCGUUUAUAGCUCCUAUAUUUUUUAUGAAAAAAAUUACAAUUAGAUUCAACCAAACAACUGAAUUAAUGUUUGAUUUGAAUUACAUACACCUCCCCGGUUUUCUCUCACUUAGAAUUAAAACAAAAUACAUACAUAUUCAUUUAUUUAUUUUAAGUUUUACUUAUUUUUACACCAUUAUUCUUAAUUUUCUAUUUAGCGUUUUGUUUGUUACGUGGCUUUAUAAAUUAAUCAAUUUCUCUUUUGUAACAACAUACAUAUAAUAUACAUACAUACAUAUAUAUAAAAAAUACUUCAAACUUAAAUUAAUGUAUUUAGUUGUAAAUGGAAUUUAUCAAUUUAUGCAAAAUAAUAUAAGAAUUCAAUAUGUUUUAAAACAAAAGAAAA
Messenger RNA from Musca domestica (house fly), 13606 nucleotides. RefSeq names its product E3 ubiquitin-protein ligase TRIP12 (gene ctrip). Gene Ontology annotation, molecular function: zinc ion binding; ubiquitin protein ligase activity. Gene Ontology annotation, cellular component: nuclear speck. NCBI's taxonomy places the organism in Eukaryota, Metazoa, Arthropoda, Insecta, Diptera, Muscidae. The coding region runs from base 851 to 12343 and encodes 3830 amino acids. The record is from RefSeq and is a predicted model, not a curated record. Gene Ontology annotation, biological process: protein polyubiquitination; proteasome-mediated ubiquitin-dependent protein catabolic process; regulation of double-strand break repair. The transcript is spliced from 12 exons.